GAGACGAAGGAUUAUGCAUCAACGUGCUUUGCUCGCAAAUUCACGAUCGCUUUCCUUUGCCGUACUUCAGAUUCUCUCAAUUUCUUCAGAUCGACUCAACUGUUCAUCAAAAUCUCAGUUCUAAAUUAAUAAUUAAAAUCUACAAAUGAAGGACGAUGAAUUGAUACCGGUAUCAACACCGACGACGGCGUAUUCAUCGUUGAAUACAAAUUCAAUACCGUCGAGAUCAUUACAUGAUGCUACAUUGUUCGGAAGAGGUCGGUAUAAGUUUUGGGCAUUGGCUGCUAUUCUUUUCUUAGCAUUUUGGUCAAUGUGUACAGGUACUGUUUCACUCCGAUGGUCCGCCGGAAACCUUAAUAGUCUCUCCGAUCUCUUCGAUAUUCCGAAAUCAGAUGAUCUCGACGUUCUCGAAAUGGAAGACAGGGAGAAGUUGGUGAAUCAUAUGUGGGAUGUGUACACUAAUAGUCCUCGGAUCAGGAUACUUAAGUUUUGGCAGGAGGCGUUUGAGGCGGCCUAUGAGGAGUUAAACAGUGACGUUGCUGAAGUUCGAGAGGCUGCUAUCUCCGAGAUAUCUAAGAUGUCUAUCCAAUUUGUUAAUAUUGAUCUGCCACCUUUGCGUUCAAUGGCAGUAAGAAAAUUAAGUCAAAAACAAGCUGAGAACAAACAGAGGACCGCAACAGGAAGUAGGUUAUGACUAGAAGAACAUCAAGGGUCCAAAUUUGCACGUUUCCACUUAUUUAUACUAGAGAAAUGAAAACGCACACCAACCUGCUCCCUGGUAUUUGACUAAAGGGGUAUCUGGGUAAAGAUUGCGCACAUUUUUGCAGCAGGGAUAAGCAUUUCUAACUUUUUGUUACCUGUACCUCUUUUUUCUCCUUCGAUUUUUCAUCUCUCUAGACUCUAUUGAAAAAAAAUCAUAUGGGUGCAGAGUUCAAGAAAAUCGUUAAUUAAUUGCUUCGUGCUAAGAGAUUGGUAUUACACUAUUACAGUUGAGAUACCAAUUAUACAAAGUUGCACGGGAAUAUAAAGAUUAUAUUCAUGA
This is a messenger RNA of Solanum lycopersicum (tomato), 1042 nucleotides long. RefSeq lists its product as uncharacterized. Lineage: Eukaryota; Viridiplantae; Streptophyta; Magnoliopsida; Solanales; Solanaceae. The record is from RefSeq and is a predicted model, not a curated record.